Papilio xuthus (Asian swallowtail) is the source of this 1574-nucleotide messenger RNA. Its product is annotated as RCC1 domain-containing protein 1. The transcript is spliced from 2 exons. Lineage: Eukaryota; Metazoa; Arthropoda; Insecta; Lepidoptera; Papilionidae. The record is from RefSeq and is a predicted model, not a curated record. Bases 186 to 1307 code for a protein of 373 amino acids.
AAAAAUAUUUGUGUUCAAAAUCGAAACAUAAUUAUAUAUAUAUUAUUAUAAUAAUUCAGUUUGAUUUAUUAUAUUUUUAAUUGAUUGAUUAAAUGUUUGGACACGAAGAGCAAAGACCGAUAUUCUUUUCACGGUCAUAUGUAACAUAAAGCUAAUAUUAUGAGUUAUUAGGUAAAGGCGGAAAAAUGAGUACGAAGUACAUGGUUUCUGGAAAUAACUUAUUCGGACAGUGGUUUUUAAAUGAGCCGAUAUUAGAAAAGUUUGAGUUAUUGCCAAAAAACAACAGUCCAGCACUUAAGUUCGAUGAUUUAGACAUUAAAGACCUUAAAUUAUUGCAUAUGUCAUGGUCUUACAAUAUUUUUCAGAGUCGAAAUGGAUUAUAUGUAUCCGGAGCCUGGGAUAACAAUGAGAAUGUUAUGAAAAGGCUGGAUAUAUUUACUGAAAAUGAAUUUAGGGCUACAGAUUUAUUAGCUGCGGGUAAUGAUGACUGUCUUUAUGUUGUAGAUGUUAAUAGAUUAAAAUUAUGGAUAAUAGACCCUGCAUCAAUUAAAACAUCUAAAUUUCAUCCUCUGGAUUUAGAGUUUAAUACUCUAGGAAAGAUGGAAGAAGAAAAGAAUAAUGUUAAAGUUGUAAAGAUGAUUGCAUCAAAUAAAUCUGUUUAUUUUUUAACAAAUGGAGGCUCUAUUUUUAGUGGAGUACCACCAAGAUACUUGGAUACAAGUCAUUGUUUAGGAACAGUUUGUGAUAUAGCUUGUGGAUAUGAUCACUACAUUCUCCUUACUGAUGUUGGCCAAGUUUACACAUGGGGAAGUGGAAAGAGAUUUCAACUAGGACAUGGUGAUAUUGAUGAUUUGGAUAAGCCUAAAGAAGUGGAUGCAUUAGCUGGAAUAAAAAUAGCAAAGGUUGCUGCGGGAGGUUUUCAUUGUUUAGCUCUAAGUGAAUUUGGAGAUGCUUACACCUGGGGUUGGAAUGAUGAAGGUCAACUUGGUGUUCAUUACGAUGAUGAAGAUCCAAGUGUUGAAAAUUUAAUUCAAUAUUCAAUACCAAAAUUAAUAGACAUAUAUUAUGAAAAUGAUGGAAAUAUUACAAUAGAUAUUGUUGAUAUAGUCUGUGGUUCGAAACACUCAGCUUUAAAACUUGAAGAUAAUACAGUUUGGAUGUCUGGUUAUAACAAAUAUGGGCAAUUAGGUCUGCCAACAAAAAUAUUUCCAUUUGUUAAAUAUUUUAAAAAAGUAUAUGAAUCUUGUGAUGAUUUCAAGGUUAUUUGUGGAAUAUGGUCAACAGUCAUCGAAAUAACAAGUAGUUAAUCAAGGUUUUGUUAAAAUUUAACUUCUAUUUUAAUCUUUUCAUAUAUUGUUCUUAAUCCAUACCUAAUUGGAUUUAUUUUUCUACAUAUGUUGUAGGAAAGUAAUCAACAGUGCAUAGAUUUUCUAAACUCAUUAAGGUUAAAUAGAAAGACCACUGUUAUAAUAUGUGAAGGGAAAACAUUGUGUACCACAUGUUAAGUAAAGUACCUGGAUGACCGAGCUUUGCUCGGUAUUUUUGUUAAAAAUUGUGUUUUUUUGGAAAUUAUA